Amphibalanus amphitrite is the source of this 4463-nucleotide messenger RNA. RefSeq lists its product as uncharacterized. The record is from RefSeq and is a predicted model, not a curated record. The transcript has 20 exons. NCBI's taxonomy places the organism in Eukaryota, Metazoa, Arthropoda, Thecostraca, Balanomorpha, Balanidae. Bases 22 to 3861 code for a protein of 1279 amino acids.
AUUGAAUUGAAUUGAAGAAAAAUGGCAAAGGUUUUGAUGCUGAAUUUGCAGAAGCUUGCUCUCACAAAUUUAACUGCUGAUGUUGAGGCGUUUUUGGCCGAGGGGCCGGACUACGCGGCGCUGUACGGGGCGCUGCGCACAGCUGCCGGGCAGCUGCAGCACCGGGCCGCGCAGCUGUCGGCCGAGCAGCAGCUGCAGCUGCUGGCCGCCUCGGACAGAUGCUGCGCCGCCGUCAUCGCCGUCCCCGAGGACCUGGUGAUAAAGUUCUGCGACCAGGUCUACUUCUUCACCUACACGUGCGCCCUAAAGGAGCACCAUGAGCUGGUGCUAUCGUUCGCGGGACACCUGGACAGACUGCUGCCGAGCGAUCCGACAGCCACUCCGGCGGCGCCCGUCUUCCUCAACCACUCGAACCUGCUGCUGAAGACGGCCUACCAGGCGCGCUCGGCGCCGCUGGCGGCCGGCCUGCUGCGCGCCAGCCUGCGCAACCUGCUGCUCAGCCGUCCCGGCGCCGACAAACUGUCCCAGACGGCGCACCAGGUGGCCGAGUGGGGCCGCAGCCGGCCCGCCGCCGCCGCCGCCGCCGGCCUGCCCGAGCAGCUACUGACGCUGGCGGACAGCGCGCCGGCCGAGCACGCGCCGCUGGUGGCGCUCACCGCCGCCCGGCUGGCCUGCUGCGGCGCGCUGCCGUCGGCGGCGUUCACGGCGCACCUGUGGCGGCUGGCGGCGCACUGCCGGCCGCUGCGGCUCGUGACGGCGGUGUUUGGCGCGCUGACCGGUCCGGGGGAGGGUGGGGAGGCCGCGGAGGUGGAGGAUGUGGCCGGGGAGGAGCUGGCCGGUGAGGCGCUGUACACGGUCUACUACCUACUGCAACAGCUGACAGCGACCUCCGGCACCAGCCGCCCCGCGGUGUCUGCGGAGCUGGCGCGGCGGGCCUGUGACGCCGCCCGCCUGAUGACCGUCUGCCCGCUGCCCCCGCGCGUCCCGCUGUCCGUGGCUGUACGCGCCUGCAGCUGCGCCCACACGCUGCUAGUCGAGGUGGCCCGCUCCUCGCCGGCGCCGGCCGCCCUGGUGACGGCGGCGCUGAGCCUGCUGAGAGCAGUGACCCCGCUGGGAGAGCGACUCAGUGACGAGGAACGCGCCCGCUGGUCGGCCGUGCUCGUGACGUUCUCGGGUAAUCUGGGCGUGGUGAAUAUGCGCGCCGGUCACGAUGACGAGGGUAUGGAGGCGCUGAGUACCUUCCUGGAGUGUGCUGCGGCCGCCGCCGACCCCAGCGAGGUCAAGUCGUCGAGCGUGUCGAGCAAGACCCAGCUGCUGGUGGACGCCCAGCGCGGCCGGCAGCAGUUCGAGGCGGCGCUGCGCUGCCUGGCGCGCGCCGUGCCGCUGGCCUCCGACCACCUGCCGCAGCUGCUGACCGCCUGGGCCAAGGUGAAACGGGACGCCGCCAGCCGACAGCAGACAGACUGCAUGAAGGUGACGCUGCCCCAGCUGAUGGCCGAUGUGGGCUCUGACCGGCCUCGGCCCGGCGCCGGCGACUCUGCGCCGAGCACCGCCCGCCUGCUGCAACUGGAGGUCAAACACUACCUCAGCGUCAGCGGUGACCUGAGCGAGGCGGUGCGCGCGGCGCUGGUCCACUACGGUCAGCUGCAGCUCAGCCCGGCGCAGCGCGCCUGGAUGCUGGUCACACGGGCUCAGGUCGGGCUGUGUGGCGCGGAACAGGCGGCCGCCGAGUGCGCAGAGGCGGUCGCCAUGCUCGCGGAAAAGAUCGGUCAGUCGAAAAAGUCUUCUCUGCGGCUGAACCUCUGCAUGGCCAACUACUAUCUGUGUAUCAACAGGAAGAAAGUCGAGAUCCAGGCGGCGAAGCUGUCGCCGCUAACACAGGUCAGCCAGCGACCGGCCGCGCCUGACGACGAGGUCGACCUGGACGCGUCGUGUACCGUGGUGCCCGACUAUCUGUCCAUCAACCUGGACCGGGAGGCGGCCACCCUGCAGCCCCUGCAGGCCGUCCUCGGACUGGCAGAGAGCCUCUUCGAGACGAAGGGGCCCGAGUCUGAGCUGCACCCUGCCACGGACCUGCUGACGGCAGUGACCGGCGCCGCUCAGAUCUACACGGGACUGGGCUAUCAGCUGCAGGCGGCCAGGGCCUGGAGAGCCGUCUACAGGGCCGGACAGCAGCUGAAAGACACCAACGCCUGCAUCACAGCCGCCUCUGAGCUGCUCCAGUCGAACCUGUGGCCGGAGGAGGAGGACCUGACUCCGGUGGAGGCGGCCGUCACCGGGUCCUCCGACCGACUGGUCGUCCUCCGCUGGACGCUGGCCAAGGCCUGGGGGCACUACCACCUGCAGCAGGUGUCGUCGGCGCUGCCGCUGCUGGACUCUGUGCUGGAGGACCCGGCACUGCUCACCCGCAGUAUCCCCUAUUUCCGGGUGGCCGCCGAGGCGUACCGGCUGGCCUCUCUGUGCGCCUGCGUACCGUCCAGCCGCGGCACCAACACACUGGAGAUGGCCGGCGUGGCGGCCUUCCACGGCGCCUGCGUCAGCGCUUGGCUGGCGGCCGACAAACCUGCCUGUCUGGCGGAGCACCUGCACGCGCUGGGCCUGGUGUUUGACGCCGUCCGGCACGUGGGCGCCGUCCUCACCUGGAUGCACUGCCCGCGCGAGGUGCGCAGCUACGUCCGAGACCAGAUGGAGGCCGCGUACAGAGUGGCCGCAGCGCUCAGGACGGCCGAGUUUCUGUCGCAGCUGAUCGAGGCGGACCUCCUCUGUGAGGACGGUGAGGACACCCAGAUCAAACUAAACUCGCUGCGGCACAUCGUGCUGGACGCUCCGUCCGCGCGGCGUCAGAAGCAGCCGGUCCUGCUGGCCGCCGACACACCGCCGGCGCCGCCCACCGUGGCCUCCUCGCGGGGCCGCGGCCGCGACCUGGCCGUGUCGGUCGGCUCGGUAGGCUCGCCGCUGGGCCGGGACGCGCGCUGGCUGCAGGGCCAGCCGCGCUGCACGUCUCCCCGGCUGCGGCGCGCGCGCUUCAGUGCGCCGGCGCCGCUGAACCACCCGGCCGGCUGCGGGUGCGCGGCGUGCGCCUGUCCGCGCCGCCUGCUGCUGCUCUUCUCGCUCAGCCUGCAGACGGCGCGCGCCGCCGUGGUGCAGGACGAUGUCGACCAGGCGCUGGAGUUCUGUGCAGGGGCCGACGAGUGCUACCCGCUGCUCGAGGAAAAGAUGCGCCGGGCGGCCGUCUCGUGUCUGGGCCAGCUGCGGCCGCGGCAGCUGGACGGCCUCCUGGAGCCGGGCCGGGUGCUGCGCUGUCGCGGACGUCUGGCGCACGCCGCCAUCUGCCUGUGGUUCUCCCGGGCGCGACUGGCGCAGCACGUCAACCGCAAGGCGCUGGGCGUGCUCCAACAGAGCUCCAGCAGGACCCAGCUAGUAUCGCGGCACAUGUACUUGCUGACAGAAAUUUGGAAUCAGAAGCUUCUGAUCGAUAAAGUUUUGAGCGAAGAAGAGGAUGAUGAGGUGGCGACGAUUAGUAGAGGUAUGGACCAGCUGACGACCACCGACAGUGCGGCGCACGAGGAGGUCUCCCCGGGCCGGCGGACUCCCACGCCGGCCGCGCCGCCCGAGCCGCCCGCCGAGCCGCCGCGCCGGCCGGUCAAGCGGGCGGGCCGGGUCCGCACGGUGCCCGCGCCCGUGCCGCCCCCGCCCACACCACCGAGCCCGCGGCUGGUGCGCAGCACGCGCCGCCGGGCCGCCGCCGUGCGGUCCGAGAUCCAGGAGUGUCCGCCGCCGCCAGCGCUGGACGACACGGCUGCGACCCCGGCCAAGGAGCCGGCGCCGCGCGCCACCCGCGCCCGCCGCCGGCCCCGCUGAGCGCCGGGGGGGGGGGGGGGAGACACGGGACAGUGGUCACUGGACAGUACCGGGAGCGGGCGGCGCUCCGUCACUGCAGAGGUCGGGAGGUUUGGGGACCGAGGGCCGACACUGCGCCCGUGGCUCCGACAGGCUGCGGUCGCCGGUCGGUAGCUGCAGAUUGUGAGGCACUAUAGAGUGGCAAGGCGUCAGGAUCGUACGUCCUAGGAUUGUUCAGUAGCUAGAUCAAAUGUGUCAAGCCAUAUCAGCGGGUACCACGGGUUGAUACCAGUUCAUAGUUUGUGAUUCACUGUGCUGCGAUUGAUGAUGUAACCAUUACGUAAAGCCGAUCAAUAGAUUUUUAAGCUGAGGUCCAAUCAGUAUAGGAGGCACUGAUCCAAAUUCAGCAGUACCUCCUAAAUCGUAAUAACCCCUCUCCCUUUCACGCGCUUGGCUUCCUGGCGGCCAAUGAAAGAGUGCCUUAUCAUCAGCUGUGGCCUGCGUAGAUGGAAGGCAUGCUUAGUUUACACUAUUGCACACUUUCUAUCUUCCUGUGCCCGUCUAAUCACCAACACAGUGUGAAGUUAUCGUAGCAGUACAAAUAAAAUGUGUUCAUUGGUCAU